AUGUAUUACUCAUGUGAAAAGACUCUCGGAGGUUCAUCAAUAAAGCCUAUUGGAUUAUUAGUAGGUUAAGAUAACUCUACAAAUGAGACUCGAGCUUUUGAUUAAGGUGAUUAUGCACAGACAAUUGAAGAGACUUCUGCAAUAUUUAUAGCCACAAAAAUAGCUAUUACUUCUGGAUAGACUUAAAUGUAUUGCAAAAUAAGAAAUUGCACAAAGGAUGCUGAUUGCAAAUUUGAUUCCCAUAGUCAUCCUAUGAAUGAAUAAGUUUGUAUGAGUAAUGGCUUUUGUAAGGAUUAUCAAUGGUGCCCAUAUAAUGGAGAUCCAGUUCAUACUUAAAUUUAUGUGAUGCAAAAUCUACUAGAUUUACAUUUUGAAUACCUAAAUGUAAUUUAGUUUGGUUCAGAUGCUGAAACAGAGGACAUAAUAUACCACACUAAUCCAGUUCAAGUCCAAGAAGAUGGAAUGAGACAUCCGGUAUUUUACCCAAAAUAAAAGUCAAACGCAAUUAGUAUGGGAACACUUAUAGAGAGUAACAACAUUGAAGUCAAUCAGUUGGUUGAGAAAGGAGCUAUAAUAAAAAUGGUAUUCGAUUAUUAUUGUGAUCUUCGCUACUAUCAAUGUGAACCUUUGAUUGAAUUUUAAAAACUUAGUGAAGAUAACGAUAAUCCUAUUACUAUUGAGAGCUCAAUUUUAUUUACUGAUUCUGAUGAUGGAACUUAAUACAGAGAAUUCUAUCAGAUGACUGGAUUAAGAUUAAUUGUUUAGGUAUAGGGCGAAGGAAAUUUUAUUUCUAUAGCAUCCAUAAUACUCCAGAUUUCAUCAGGGUUGGCCUUGUUAAAUAUAGUAGCUACUGUUUGCGAUUUGAUUAUGUUAUACUGCCCAUUGCUUAAGAAGGAACACAGAGAAAAGUAUAAUGAUUAUAAGAUUGAAGAUAGUGAGGAUUUCAGUAAUCUCUAAGAAAAGAUAGAUUUGAUAGAAAAGGAGCAAGAAAAACGAUUGAAGAAAAUAAAAAAAGAAAGAAAGAAGGCAAAUAGUGGAAGAUGA
Molecule: messenger RNA, 1044 nt
Organism: Stylonychia lemnae
Lineage: Eukaryota; Ciliophora; Spirotrichea; Sporadotrichida; Oxytrichidae
Source: the annotation of a GenBank genome assembly